This is a messenger RNA of Ceraceosorus guamensis, 2359 nucleotides long. Its product is annotated as putative TFP1p-H+-ATPase V1 domain 69 kd catalytic subunit, vacuolar. The record is from RefSeq and is a predicted model, not a curated record. Gene Ontology annotation, cellular component: fungal-type vacuole membrane; proton-transporting V-type ATPase, V1 domain. Bases 299 to 2155 code for a protein of 618 amino acids. Gene Ontology annotation, molecular function: ATP hydrolysis activity; ATP binding; proton-transporting ATPase activity, rotational mechanism. Gene Ontology annotation, biological process: ATP metabolic process; proton transmembrane transport. Lineage: Eukaryota; Fungi; Basidiomycota; Exobasidiomycetes; Ceraceosorales; Ceraceosoraceae. The transcript has 7 exons.
CCCAAGGCUACCGCCAUGCAGCAGAUCGAGCUACAGUGCACAGGCAGGGCCAUCGUCACAACAUGUACUCUUGACUGUGACUGUAUGCAGGAAAUAUCCAGUAAACUCGGUCAGGGACAACUUGCUCGAGCUCUCUUCACUCCUCAUUUACCUUUACGUCCGCGCUGCGCUCACCUCGACAUCAGCUCGCCUCUGUCAUCACCUUAUUUUCCCCUGCCGAGUCUGCCACACGCCAAAGUCUUCCUUCGAUCACACUCCUCCUUGCGACUAGCAGUACCCUAGCAGGACUCUGCCCAUCAUGGCCGGCGCAAUGGAGAACGCGAAGAAGAACCUCCCAAAGAUCCGUGAUGAGGAGAGGGAGGGAAGAUUCGGAUCGGUGUUUGGUGUAUCUGGACCCGUCGUGAUUGCCGAGAACAUGAUCGGCUCUCAAAUGUACGAGCUGGUUCGAGUGGGACACGAUGAGCUCGUGGGAGAGAUCAUUCGUAUCGAUGCGGACAAGGUGACUAUACAGGUCUAUGAAGAGACGAGCGGUGUGUCUGUCGGAGACCCAGUGCUCUCUACCGGCAAACCCCUUUCCGUCGAGCUGGGUCCUGGCUUGAUGGAGAACAUCUACGAUGGGAUUCAGAGACCAUUGGAAGGCAUUAUGAAGAAGAGUCAGGGCAUUUACAUUCCUCGCGGCAUCAACACACAAGCGUUGAACCGGGAGCUGCAGUGGGACUUUAAGCCCACCAACCUCAAGGUCGGAGAUCACAUCUCUGGUGGUGAUAUUUUCGGUAGCGUCUUUGAGAACACGCUCUUGACGGACCACAAGAUCAUGCUGGGCCCAAGAGCCAGAGGUACAAUCACCAGCAUCGCCGAGGCGGGAUCCUACAACGUCGACGACAUUGUGCUCGAAGUCGACUUCCAAGGUCAAAAGUCGAAGCACUCUUUGAUGCAGCUUUGGCCAGUCCGUGCACCCAGACCUACCACUGAGAAGCUCGUCGCAAAUCAGCCGCUGCUCACAGGUCAGAGAGUGCUUGACACACUCUUCCCUUGCAUUCAAGGCGGUACUACUGCCAUUCCCGGUGCUUUCGGUUGCGGAAAGACUGUCAUUUCUCAAGCUCUUUCGAAAUUCUCCAACUCGGACAUCAUCACUUACGUCGGCUGUGGCGAGCGCGGUAACGAGAUGGCGGAAGUCUUGGCGGAGUUCCCAGAAUUGACCUUGACCCGUGACGGCAAAGAGCAGCCCAUCAUGAAACGUACGACGCUCGUGGCCAACACGUCCAACAUGCCCGUCGCAGCUCGUGAAGCCUCCAUUUACACUGGUAUCACCCUGUCGGAGUACUUCCGAGACCAGGGCUACAACGUUGCCAUGAUGGCGGACUCUACUUCUCGAUGGGCAGAAGCUCUGCGUGAGAUCAGCGGUCGAUUGGCAGAAAUGCCAGCAGACAGUGGCUACCCUGCCUACCUCGGAGCAAAGUUGGCCUCGUUCUACGAGCGUGCGGGUAAAGUCACCUGCUUGGGCUCUCCAGAAAGAACAGGAAGUGUCAGCAUUGUCGGAGCCGUCUCGCCACCAGGAGGAGACUUCUCAGACCCUGUCACUUCUUCAACCCUUGGUAUUGUAGGCGCUUUCUGGGGAUUGGACAAGAAGCUGGCUCAGCGCAAGCAUUUCCCCUCCGUCAACUGGGAUGCAUCAUACUCGAAUUACGUGCAAGCAUUGGAAGGCCACUACGAGAAGAAUUCUCCAGGCUUUAUCAAGCUUCGAUCUACUGCGAAGGACUUGCUUCAGCAAGACACCAGUCUGGCAGAAAUUGUGCAGCUGGUCGGAAAGAGCGCAUUGGGUGAGAACGACAAAGUGACGCUGGAGGUUGCGAACAUCGUCAAGAAUGAUUUCUUGGCUCAAAACGGUAUCAGUGCUUGGGACCAAUACUGUCCCUUUUACAAGUCUGCCGGUAUGCUGAAGAAUUUGGUGGACUUCUACGACAAGGCGCAGGCUGCCAUCAACUCGAACCCUGAUAUGACCUGGGCCAAAAUCCGCGAUCACUCUGGCGACGUCAUUCAUGGUCUGACCCAGAUGAAGUUCCUGCACCCUGGCGAUGGCGAGGAAUCGGUGCAGUCCGAGCUGGACAAGCUCAAUCAGCAGAUCGAGCAGAACUUCCAAACCCUUUCAGACUAGACGCUCAACCUUCUUGUGCACAUUCCCCAGCAGUCCUGUUUGAUUGGCCCAUGAUUUUCGGCUCGUCAACUUGCUUUCGCGCUACUCAAAUUCAUGAAUCGACCACAACAGCCUGAGCGAUGUGCUGAUAGGACCGUGCCACACAUACAGCGCGCUCUACCGUGCGGGGAGAAGCAGAGCAUGGAAUAGAUCGAUUUUGUUAUG